This is a messenger RNA of Clupea harengus (Atlantic herring), 3066 nucleotides long. RefSeq lists its product as uncharacterized. NCBI's taxonomy places the organism in Eukaryota, Metazoa, Chordata, Actinopteri, Clupeiformes, Clupeidae. The record is from RefSeq and is a predicted model, not a curated record.
GGCUAUGGCACUUGUAGGACUGGUAGAUAAGCCAGUAAUUCAGAACUAGUAAUAUUGAAUUUAUUCGGCUAUGCACUUGGGCAUAAUACAAUACGACGUCACAAUUAUGCAGCACGUUUCAUUAUGACAUCAUGACAUUCUCGAAGGCUGUAUAGCUUCAGACUGAAUAUUAGUUGAAACAUAUUUCAGUAUAGUUUACACAGCAUUGGGAUCACCUUAUGAUUUUAAGCAAUUAUUUGUACUCAUCGUGAAGACGACAUUCAUAUUUCUCUGGUAUGUUUUCCAAUCUAAGUAACAACGAUUUUUAUUUAGCACUAACCAUCGUUUAAUUAAUAGUGUUGGUUUCCUAUUUUUUUACAUCACUUUUGGUAACAGUUAAGAACUAGGCUUGAUGUUAUUCACUUAUUCAGAAAAUUUCAGUUUUCACUUAUUGAGUUAUCCUUUUUUGAACUUUAAUAUGUAUAACUGCACUGUCUGUAGAAAAUGUAGGCAUAUAAUCCAAUGAAAACGAAACUUUUCAGGACAGUAAUAGUUAUAGUUAUAGUUGACAUAUGACACCAUUCAGCUUUGUGUUACAUGAGCUAUACAUAUACUGGAAGCAAACCUUUCUAAAUGAAAAUAUUGCUCUGAACUUGGAUUCUAGGCUAUUUGGCUUCAUCUGAGCUGGAGUCUUGUCUUAGUGGUGGUAGGAAGAUUACUCUGUACAUCUCAUUACACCUGGGGCAAUUUAGAAAAGGAAAAUGAAAGGAAAUAAAAUGAAACGACUCUUGACCCGUCAGAAAGUUCAUCCUAUCCUGGUGAGUAAUUAUGACAUUUUUGCAAAUACAAACUGCAAUAAGACAACAUUGAACUAUGAGAUGAGUUAAUAAAAAUACAGCCAGUAGUGUAUUGAUGUUAAUUGUAUUUCUAUGUGUCUAUUAGGAGAAUACUGGAGAGGACAGUACACCUAUUCUCUCUGACAGCCAGUACUGUAUGGUAAGUUCCUCUAUAUUUCUGACGAUUGGUGGAAAACUGCAAUAAAUUGGUGUGAAGGGAAUUUAUUUAAAUCAAGAAUUGAAAAGAUUUGUAUGGUGUACUAAAAUGGUCUGAACACAUCCCCUUCUUUUGCAUCUAUUGCAUCUAUUUAUCUCUCAACCAGGAGUUGCUCCAAACACUGAAUGAACUGGGCAACAGUUCUUAUGAGGGGCUCACAGUAAGUGUCCUGAGAGAGAAAAUGGUCGCUCCUUUGGAGGCCAUGUUAGAGGAGGAGAGGAAAGAGAGGGAGCUCAUGAAGAACCAGGAGGUCGACCUUGAGAGUAUUUCCAAUACCUUGUUGGAGUUCAUGAAAGAUCUUGAGAACCAGCUGAAUACCAUACGAGCAAUGUUUCAAAGGCUACCGGUGCCUUUCAAGGAGGUCCUUGAGAAAUCCCAGCAGAAGCUCACUUCAGGAGAUGACCAGACGAUCCAGAGAAGGGCAGAGAAAGAGGGAGAAGCUAGAGAUGAGGGAAAUGCCAAGAAAGCAGAAAAAGAGAUGCGGCUGAAGGAGAAGGAGGAGAAAAAGCUGUCUCAGUUCCUGGACAAAAGAAAACAAGAGCACGUGAAACGCCAGGGGAAGAUCAGGAAGGAUGAGCUCAAGAGGAUGAAGAGGACUCUUGAUGAGACACUCAAACAAGAAGAAGCUGAACUCAAGCAAAAAAUAAAGGAUGAGAAGAUGAAACUGGAGGCAAGGAACAAAUGGGAAAUAGCCCUGAUGAAGACGGCACACGAGCACCGCAAGUGGAGGGAAACACAGAAUAAAAUACAAGUUGAGGAACAGAGAAAGCAACUGAAGCAUUCCAUGAAAGACCAAGAAAUUGCGGAGAAGAAACAACAAAAGGAGCAGAAGAAACAAGAAAAGGAGCAGAAAGAGAGAGAGGAACGUGAACUAAAACUACAGAAGAAAGCUGCCACGCAAGAAAAAUGGAGAGUUGAACGGCAGAAAAAACAAGAACGAUUCGAACAGACUUACUACAGGCUCUUAGCAAAUCAGACUGCUCGAAAAGAAAUUAUGCUAGCCAAAGCAAAAGAAAGAGAGAAACUGAAAGAGCUGACUCAGAAACCAAAAAUGAGGAUAACUAUUGUAAAGAAGCCAUGCUUUAUAUGGAAUCUCUUUGGGGGGAGAAAUAAGAAAGAGGGAAAACAGGAGCAGGAGCAACUGAAGGAGGAGGCAGCAGAGUCUUAUAGGGCAGAAGAAGAGGUGGAUGAAACACUGGCUUCUGAGAGGGACGUAAGCAGAUGUGGAUAUGACAGCGUGGAUAUGACAAGAGGACAAUCACCAGUGUCCUUCACUGACACAGGAAACUGAGUUGAAAAUCACACACGGUAAUAGGCUACCCAUUACAAAGAUAAUGUACAAUACAGAAUAUCCAAGGCAAGUGGAUUUGUGGAUGCAAAUGUUCCCAUCGUUCUAGUGGAGAGGUCUCCUGUGAAGGCUCAUUCCUGGCCACUCUGGUCCAGUCCCUUCUAGAGUCUUCAGCCAACACUUCUCUCAUGUCUCACAGCUGCUAAGCUGGCUUGUGCUUUCCUUCAACCCUCAUCUCUGCACACAGGCCUUCUCCUUUUCAUACCUCCACAUCUCAAAACCACAGCCAGCCAGAAGCAGAUGGGCUCCCCCGAUUAAGUCAGGUUCUGCUCAUGGUUUCUCCCUGAAAGAAGGGAGUUUUCCCUUGCCACUGUCACCACAUGGCUUGCUUAUAUGGGGUUCAUGCUGCCACUUUUUUCUGAAAUAAUAAUAAAAGCUUUUUGCACUGUAUUUGUUUUUUAUUUUAAGAAUUUCAUUUCAUUUCAGAGGUAACAUCCAGCCCUUUGUUGUUUUUCGCUUUAUCAAGUCUUCAUUUCUGAAGCCCUGACUGUGUUCUGCUAGAGAUGAGCUAUAUAAGUGAAGUUCUAGGCAUCUUUUUUUGUUUCAGGUAGGCUAUGUGUCAAGUUUGAAAGUAGUGCCCUAUCAAUAGUCUACAUGAUGUAAUUUACUGCAGUGCCUAUCAUUAUUAUAUUGCACUAUUGCCAGUACCCCAGUUUUAGCAUAGUCACAAAACAUACCACAAAUGU